This is a messenger RNA of Equus caballus (horse), 3313 nucleotides long. RefSeq names its product purinergic receptor P2X 2 (gene P2RX2). The record is from RefSeq and is a predicted model, not a curated record. Gene Ontology annotation, molecular function: purinergic nucleotide receptor activity; ATP binding; extracellularly ATP-gated monoatomic cation channel activity. Lineage: Eukaryota; Metazoa; Chordata; Mammalia; Perissodactyla; Equidae. Gene Ontology annotation, biological process: response to ATP; calcium ion transmembrane transport. Gene Ontology annotation, cellular component: plasma membrane; nuclear inner membrane; signaling receptor complex.
CGCCCCGGAGCCCCCCGCCAGCCCCCAGGCCGUGGGUCCUGCCGCGGCCCGGCCCUCCCGAGUUCCGCGCGGCGGGGCCAUGGCGGCCGCGCAGCCCAAGCCCACCGCGGGGACGGCCCGGCGCCUGGCCCGGGGCUGCUGGUCCGCGUUCUGGGACUACGAGACGCCCAAGGUGAUCGUGGUGAAGAACCGGCGCCUCGGCGUCGUGUACCGCGCCGUGCAGCUGCUCAUCCUGCUCUACUUCGUGUGGUACGUGUUCAUCGUGCAGAAGGGCUACCAGGACAGCGAGACGGGCCCCGAAAGCUCCGUCAUCACCAAGGUGAAGGGCAUCACCUCGUCCGAGCACAAAGUGUGGGACGUGGAGGAGUACGUGAAGCCCCCCGAGGGGGGCAGCGUGUUCAGCAUCAUCACCAGGAUCGAGGUCACCCGCUUGCAGACGCUCGGAACCUGCCCGGAGAGUAUGAGAGUCAACAACGCCACCUGCGACUCGGAUGAAGACUGCGUGGCUGGACAGCUGGACAUGCUAGGAAAUGGCGUGCGGACUGGGCGCUGCGUCCCCUACUACCACGGGGCCUCCCAGACCUGUGAGGUGUCCGCCUGGUGCCCGGUGGAAGAUGGGGCCUCUGUCAGCCAAUUCCUCGGUAAGAUGGCCCCAAAUUUCACCAUCCUCAUCAAGAACAGCAUCCACUACCCCAAAUUCCAGUUCUCUAAGGGCAACAUUGAGAACCGGAAGGAUGGCUACCUGAAACGCUGCACAUUCCAUGAGGUCUCGGAUCUCUACUGCCCCAUUUUCAAGCUGGGCUUCAUAGUGGAGCAGGCAGGGGAAAACUUCACGGAGCUGGCACACACGGGUGGCGUCAUUGGGGUCAUUAUCAACUGGGACUGUGACCUGGACCUUUCGCCACUGAAGUGCAACCCCAAGUACUCCUUUCGGAGGCUCGACCCCAAGCAUAUCCCAGCCUCAUCUGGCUACAACUUCAGGUUUGCCAAGUAUUACAAGGUAAACGGCAGCACUGCCCGCACACUCAUCAAAGCCUAUGGGAUCCGCAUCGACGUCAUUGUGCACGGACAGGCAGGGAAGUUCAGCCUGAUUCCCACCAUCAUUAAUCUGGCCACAGCACUGACCUCCAUCGGGGUGGGCUCUUUCCUGUGCGACUGGAUCUUGCUAACAUUCAUGAACAAAAACAAGAUCUACAGCCAUAAGAAAUUCGACAAGGUGUGUACACCAAGGCACUCCUCAGGUAGCUGGCCGGUGACCUUGGCCUUUGUUUUGGGCCAGGCCCCUCCUCCACCCUGUCCUGGCUCUGCAGAACCAGGCCGGGUGGGCAGACCGCAGGACAAGGGGCCAAGCCAGGCCCUGGCCGCCCUGCCCCCACAGCCUCGCCCCACAUUUACCCCCUCCGAGCAGAUGGUGGAUGCUCCCGAGCAGAGUGCAGGACCAGAGCUUUGUGCCUCCAAGCAUUCCCAACAGGACCCUGCACUCAUGGACCCUCGAGGUUUGGCCCAGCUCUGAGCCGGACCUCCACCUUCCAUCAUGCUGCACUGAACACCUGGGCCUGGCAGGCCCCUGAAGUCUGCAGCUCCAAGACACAGCCCCCAGCUCAGACUCACACAGCAGACCUGGGGCCCUGCCUAUGCACCCCAUGUCUCCAGGAAACCGGGAACCAAGGAUGCCCAUGCAACCAGGCAGUGGGCUAACAGGAAGGGGGCAGUCAGGGGCCCCCAGCAUUCCCAGCCUGCAGAGAGGGGCAAGUUCCUGCCUCCUCCUCCUGGCUGACCUUCCCGCAGGCUCCUGGCCCUUCCCCAUCCACUCAGCCUGGGAACACUGGGAAGGGGCCCACCCACCCCUGCUCAGACCCUUUGCUAAAAAAUCACGUCCAGAACCAAAUAAACCUGUGACCAGAACCUUUGGCCUCAUUUUUGGGGAAGAGCAUCUUGAGGCCCUGAAGACAAAUGUGCAGUUGUGGGUCCCCAUCCUUGCUAUCUCCCCUCUAACCAGCCUGGGUGCAAAAGGGGCAGGCAUGCCUGCUGCCCCCCACACCUGGCCAGGUUACAGUCAUGUCUGACAAGGGGGCCACUGGAAGUGGGGGACAGAGGCCAAGUACACGAGGAAGACCCCAGGACUCAUCCCAGCAUCCACCUGUUAGUGCAUUUACCAGCUUCCUGCAGGGGUCAUCCCAGACCCCAAAGCUCAAAACAUGGGAAAAGGAUAGUUGUGACUCUCGAGGAGGAAAACCAGGAGGGAGAUGAGAGCUGUAUUCAAAGAAAGCUUAGGUUUCACUGGCUCUUAAACCCGAACACCCAUCCAGGUUCUGAGACCUAAAACGAGGGCACAGGCGGGAGCAGGAAUCUGGUGCUGGGCAAAGGGUAUGGACAGGGCAGGACAAGGUCAGAGGAGUGUGGGGUGCUGGCACCAGCCAUGUCAGGCCUGCGGGUAAUCUGGUUACUGCAUCCUUGGAUGCUACAAUGGUGAUUACAUUUAGUGGCUCCACCUGGUGCCUGUCUGGCCAGGCCCUGCUCUGAUGUGCACCAGAACUUGGCUGGACAGUGGUUUAUCCCACAGCUAUGGCAAGUGUGCAGGUCUGAGGCGGCACGCUCCCAGUACCUCACAAAGAUCAUCCACCCUGUGAUCUCAUCACUCCCAAGGUCAGGGGUAAGGAGGGUUCAGACCCCACACCAGCCCCGGGAUCCCAUCUGAAUGUUGGCAGGUAGCCAGAGCUGGCCACCCCACUUGCUCACCCCCGCCAAGUGGGCUGGCACUACUGGCUGGAGCCAGCAAACACAAGGAAGCCCCCACCCAGCCACCCCUGCAGACCCUUCAGUCCUUGCGACACCGGCUGCAUCUGUCACCUUCCUCAGGCUCUGGCUCAGAGACCCAGCUCUAGUUUUGAAGAAACUGGCUUUUCCAGUUGGGGCUGCACUGCAGCUCAAGAAUCAGAGCCAGGGGCUCAGGUUUCCCAUUCCUAAACAUGAAAGUGACCCUGGGGCCCUCCACUGGCCCCAAAUGCCCCCAGUCCCUAAACUGGCCUCUGAGGGAACAGCUGGGAGCUGCAGAGAUGGCUGGGCGCCCGGCACCCCCCGGUCCUGCUGCAGGGACUGCAGUGCAGUGUUCAGGGGAGGUACACACCCGGCCCCAUCUCUGUGCCCCUCCAUACUCCCCUGGGACGUCAGCUUCACUUCCAGGAAGCCUCGUUUAAGUCCUCCUCCCCACCGGCCCUAAUUUGAUUUGACCUCCAUCUGGGGGCUGAGGGCUCCGUCCACCUUCCAGGCAGCAUCAGGUUUCUUGUGGCCACUGGGCCUGGAUGCACCCGGC